This is a messenger RNA of Rotaria sp. Silwood1, 603 nucleotides long. The record is from the annotation of a GenBank genome assembly. Lineage: Eukaryota; Metazoa; Rotifera; Eurotatoria; Philodinida; Philodinidae.
AUGACUAGAUUUGCAAAACAUAAGAAAUCGAAAAAAAAAUCUAUUGGUGAAGAUGCAACACCAUGGGAAAAAUUAAAAGAACCUCUUAAUGAAGAAGAUCAACGUAAAGAAGCAAAACGUUUAGAAAAAAAACGUAAACGUGAAUUAAAAAAGAUCUGUUUUCGAUGUCGAACACCAGGACAUUCAAUGAAUGAAUGUACAAGUGAAAUAUGUGAUGAACAAAAAAAGAAACGUGACAUAAAAACUGGUAUUUGUUAUAAAUGUGGUUCAACAGAACAUCGAUUAAAACAAUGUACAGUUAAGGGUGAUUCAUUUGCUUAUGCAACUUGUUUUAUUUGUGGUAAACAAGGUCAUUGGUCACGUUUAUGUCCUGAUAAUCCAAAUGGUUUAUAUCCAAAUGGUGGUUGUUGUAAUGAAUGUGGUUCUAAACAACACUUUAAAAGAGAUUGUCCAACAUUAUUAAAAAAGCAAGGAAUUGAUGAUCAACAAUUACCUUGUCUUACUUCGACUACAAAUAAUAUUGAUGAUAAUGUUGAAUCAAUAAUAGAAAAAUCUAAUAAAACAAAAAAAUCAUUAAAACGUUUAAAACUUGUUAAAUUUUAA